Messenger RNA from Exophiala xenobiotica, 279 nucleotides. RefSeq lists its product as uncharacterized. The coding region runs from base 1 to 279 and encodes 92 amino acids. The record is from RefSeq and is a predicted model, not a curated record. The transcript is spliced from 2 exons. NCBI's taxonomy places the organism in Eukaryota, Fungi, Ascomycota, Eurotiomycetes, Chaetothyriales, Herpotrichiellaceae.
AUGCCUGCGAAUCCGAAUCUAACAGUGGAAUGGGGGAACGCCACGCUGUACAGGAAUAAGCCUGAUGCCAGGGCAUAUAUCGUCGACCUCGUCAAAACUUAUGGCGACACACCCAGUAGUGCUGCCAAAGCAAUUAUUCUGACCGGACCACAUAGUAGCAGAUCAGAUCCCAGGCCACACAUAACUGUCCGGUACUUGGACCGAAGAAAUCAGCCACUCCCCAAACCCACCCAUAUUCAUCUACCCAGAGAUGUCCCGGACUACGUUACAAAGAAGUAA